Molecule: messenger RNA, 845 nt
Organism: Triplophysa rosa
Lineage: Eukaryota; Metazoa; Chordata; Actinopteri; Cypriniformes; Nemacheilidae
Gene: mgst3b
Product: microsomal glutathione S-transferase 3b
Exons: 4
Coding region: 148-570 (140 amino acids)
Cellular component (GO): nuclear envelope; endoplasmic reticulum; membrane
Molecular function (GO): glutathione transferase activity; glutathione peroxidase activity
Source: RefSeq, a predicted model, not a curated record
UUCACUCUGGUCACCAGUAAACACCCUUCUACACAAAUAAGUGUCCGUGCGUGAGCUGCAUGAUUUUGCAUUUUUCCCUACAGAUAAAAGAAGAAUAUCCUGUGCUGGAUUUAGACGGAAGAUAGAUCCUAAUCGGUGCAUUUCAAAAUGGUGGUUGAGAACGUGCUCCCGGCUAACUUUGGCUAUGCAAUUUUUGUGUAUAUGUAUAGUUUUGUCAUGUUGACGUAUCUCGGGUUUAAAGUUGGUGGUGCGAGGAAGAAAUUUGGCGUAAAGUAUCCCACCAUGUACAGCGAUAAGGAGCAAAUAUUCAACUGUAUCCAAAGAGCCCAUCAGAACACGCUCGAGGUGUAUCCACAGUGGCUUGUGUUCCAGACCAUCGCUGCAUUGGAGUAUCCUGUUGUUGCCUCUGUGUUAGGGGUCAUCUGGGUGACAAGCAGGUUUUCUUAUGCCUGGGGUUACUAUACAGGCGACCCCGCUAAGAGAAUGCGUGGUGCAUAUGGAUACAUCGGGGUGUUUGGAGUCAUAAUUCUCUCCAUCUCUGUGGCUCUCAAGCUGCUUGGAGUCUUGUAAAGGCACUCAUCACUUAGAAAUACCACAUAUAACCAAAACUUGACAUAUAUAGUGUAGAUUUCAAUAUCAUUAAACAUUUCCAUCUUUUUCUAUCUUUAAACAUUUCCAUAUUUUUCAAAUUGCAUUGUUUUCUGACUUGUAAUUUGACAUAUUGUUGAAUAUGUAAACAACUUUUUUUUAACUGUUUGUUGUUUGGAGACUUUCAUAUACACAUGCUGUUGUCUUUUCUUGCUUUGCCAUGCCAUUUUUGCAAUGAAUUUAGAUAUAUAAUAAAA